CAAAAAAAGUCAAACCUGGAUAAAUACUCAGAGAGCGAGGUACUAUAAAAUAACAUGGGAUGUGGGAGUUAUUAAGGAGUAAUUUUCUGUUGCUCUUUCUUAGGCUUGACUGACUCACCACCUCUGGGUUUCUUCUUCUUUCUCUACAAACAUGGGGAGCAGAAAUCGAGCUCAACACUACAUCACCGCCGCAGAGUCCGCCCUCGCCGCCCAGAACUUCGAGGAGUGCUGUAAGCAAGCCGCUCUCGCCCAGGAAUCCGACCCGACCAACCAGGCUCCUGCCCAGCUCAUCGCCAUUGCCGACGUCAUGUCCGCCUUCUCCUCCACCAUCAGCAGCGCGGCCGACGGAUCGGGUAAGAAAUCCGACUACUACUUCGUCCUCGGCGUCCCUCGUUUCACCGAAGAUCUCGACGCAAUCCAGUCCAGCUUCGAUCGCCUCUCCGCCCUCUUGAACCCUAACACCAAUUCCUUCCCCCUCUCCCACCAGGCCCUCUCGCUCGUCAGGAAGGCUUGGAAGACCCUUUCGAACCCUAACCAGAAAUCGAAAUUCGACGAAGAGCUGAGGACGAAGCUGAAAUCCCUGGACGGAUCGGAAACCCAGGCCUUCUGGACGGCAUGUACUCACUGUUAUUGCCUGUAUGAGUAUCCGGCGGAGUACGAAAACUGUUGCUUGAGGUGUCAGAAUCUCAGCUGCCAAUGUGUCUUUACUGCGGCGGUGUGCCCUCCCCCGCCCCAGGAAGUGAUUGAGAAGGGCAGCUAUGAUUGCCUGGAGGGCAUGUCCGUGGUAAAGACGAAGCACAAAAUGGCAGCGAAUUGCUCUAAGAAGUUGAUGGGGAAAGGGACAAGGGUCCUUCAGGCCAACGGCUCUGCUCCAUUGUAGGGGCUAACGGUUGUGUCCAAGUUCAGACAAUUUGGAUGAUUGGGUAUGGGAAACUCUCUUCCUCGCGUUAUUGUGUUUCUAGGCUACUUCAAAUGUAGUUUUUGUGCUGGUUAGAAUGCUAAAUUUGCAGGGCGAGGCAUUGCCAUGUGAAAAUUAACAGGCAUGUAGCUUCUUACCCUUAAAUGCAUUUAGGACAGAAUAUCACAGGCAUGUUCUUCAAACUUUCUUUGUGUAUGUUUUUUUUCUUCUCAAUAUUGAAUAUGCUCUGAUCUUCACCUUUCUUUGUGGAUGUUAUUGAAUUCUUUUCCAAUAAAAUUCACCAUUCAGG
Messenger RNA from Cuscuta campestris, 1208 nucleotides. The record is from the annotation of a GenBank genome assembly. NCBI's taxonomy places the organism in Eukaryota, Viridiplantae, Streptophyta, Magnoliopsida, Solanales, Convolvulaceae.